Drosophila santomea is the source of this 1293-nucleotide messenger RNA. RefSeq names its product proline-rich extensin-like protein EPR1. The coding region runs from base 69 to 1238 and encodes 389 amino acids. NCBI's taxonomy places the organism in Eukaryota, Metazoa, Arthropoda, Insecta, Diptera, Drosophilidae. The record is from RefSeq and is a predicted model, not a curated record. The transcript has a single exon.
CUUCUGGUAGUUGCAAUUGAGAGUUCGACCCGCGAGGUUAAUGCUACCAACGCAAUCGCCCCAUUAAGAUGCACCCCGGAAACAGAUCGUGGACUCUGACCCUGCUGGCGCUGGGCGUGGUCCUGUCCACUUCAGCCCAGGAUGUGACCCGUUCGAACCGGAUUGCGGCGCCGGGGGAGCCACUCUACUAUCUGAUGGCGGAUGCGGGUCCUUUGGUGACCCCGAAUGAGGCUCUGAAGCGCACGAACCGCUCGCUGCUCAAGUGGUGGGAUGAUCUCUUCCCCCGCAACAACAACUGCUGCAACAACAACAACAAUAACAACAAUCUGGUGUAUCCACCAGCUCCACUGCUCCCCGCGCCCUCUGUGCCCAACAACUGCAAUGGCCUGCAGCUGCAGGAUCUGGAUCCCUUCAAGCAGAUGAAGCUCUUCAAGAAGCUACCCGAACUAUUUCCCACAGCCACAUCCUGUGGACAGUGCGGCGGCGGUUGUGGCCAGAACAACUAUGUGCCACCGGCGCCACAGAGUCCUUCCUACGGCGGUGAUGGUUACGGAGCGCCGCCCAACGGUGGGUACACGAAACCCAAUCCCGAGUACGAUGGUCCCGGCGAUGGCGAUGCGGGCUAUGUAGCGCCGGCAGCUCCUGCCUACGAAGCUCCUGCGCCAGUUGCUCCUGCCUACGCGCCUGCAGCUCCUGCCUACGAAGCUCCAGCACCAGUUGCUCCUGCCUACGAAGAUCCUGCGCCAGCAGCUCCUGCUUACGAAGCACCUGCAGCUGAUUACAAUGCACCCGCUGCACCAGCUCCCACCUAUGAGCCGGCAGCACCGAGCUACACCCAACCGGAGGCCACUCCCGAAGUCUAUGCCAAGGGACAGGGAUACAGCCAGCCCGCACAGCCAAGUUACGUUGGCGCACCACCGGCACAGAUACUUUACCAACCCAUCAUCUACCUCACCGCUCCACUGGCAUCGAAGUCGUCCUUCCAGGUGGAGUAUGACGAUCAGAAAUAUGCCACUCCAAUAGCUCCACCACCACCGCCACCGCCAUCGGCUCCCGUUUACGAAGCUCCAUCGCAGAGUUGCUACCAACCGGCGGCACCACCUGCUCCGAACUAUGCCACGCCCUCGUGCCAAACGCCCAUCCGCCUCUCACUCAUAGACCAGCCGUAUCGAGUGGCUCCGGAACUGUUCGAGGAGUACAACUAUCGCCUGGCCCUGGGCUCCCAGAAUCUUUUGUAGUUAUCUAAACGCUGAUGUUUGACCAAUCUGUAAAUAAAAGUCUUCUAAUGAUUUA